AUGGUGGAUAUAGCCGAAGCUCUACCAUCAACACCAACAAGUCUAUCCAUUCCAUCCGACGAGGCACUCCGAAAAUUCAAGUGUCCCGAGUGCACGAAGGCGUUCAAAUUCAAGCAUCAUCUGAAGGAACACAUUCGAAUUCAUUCAGGAGAGAAACCAUUCGAGUGCCAACAGUGUCAUAAACGAUUCUCCCACUCCGGAUCGUAUUCAUCUCAUAUGAGCAGUAAGAAGUGUGUUCAAUCAGCGUCCCCGUCGAUGGUCACUCCCUUCAAUCCAUAUCAAUUAAUGAUGUAUCGAAAUAUUAUGCUACAAUUGCAAACGCCUCAAGUCUCAUUUCUGCCCAACACCAAUAAUAUGGAGAAUGCUUAUAUGAGUCUUCUUCAAGCCAACCUCCUCCAAACCCUCGACAACGGAUCCUCCCCUACUGCCACGUCACCACCGUCUUCUGUACAAGAGCCAUCGAGUCCUGAGCCUAAAAUCGAAGUGGUGGAUGAGCCAGAAGUGUCUGUGAAGAUAGAAGAGGAAUCGGUGAAAUCAGAAGACACUCAGAAUUCUGUACCUGAGGAAUCAGUGACGCCAGCUGUAUCGAUGUCACUGUCACCAACGCCUGAGCAGAAUGGAAAUGAUUUAAUGAUGAAUAACGGAGGAAGUGGAUCCGAUGGAAAGGCGUCGCCUGAUUGGAGGCCGUUGAGGUCCAGAAGUUUUUUGAACGAUUCACAGGUAGCUAUCCUUCAAAACCAUUUCAAAAGAAACCCGUUCCCAUCGAAAUAUGAGUUAUCCGCCGUGGCUGAGCAGAUCGGAGUGAAUAAGCGAGUUGUUCAGGUCUGGUUCCAAAACACACGAGCCAAGGAGCGACGGAGCAAUCGGCUACCGAGUAUGCCACGUGGAUCGUCCGCCGUGGCACCGACGUCGCCUACAGUAUGGCAGACACCUGCACAACUGAUGGCCGUCUGGGCUCAGCAAUGUCUUCAGAAUGGGAACAAUAGUUUGACGAGCAAUUCUCAGGAUGAGUCCUCAACCGUACGUAACGAGAAUACGGUAACUGACGAAGUGAUGGAUCAUGAUGGUGUUACGACGAAAGAAGGAAAAGAGACACCUCUGGAUUUGACCCUCUCCACGGAAGAUACCGAACCAGAAUGGUCACCGGAGAAGCUUAUCGGGUUCUUGGAUCAAACCGGUGGAGUGAUUCAAGAGUUAUUGAGACAAGCUGGAAAUGGAUUUGUUACGAAUCAAGAGGAAGAGGAGGAGAAGCCGGUGAAAGCCGAGGAGAGCCCUGUAUCAAGCACUUCGUCUUCGAUUUGGCCAUCAUUCAUUCAAUCGUAUCCAUCGAUACUGGAUUCAGCGAGUCUCUCGGCGUUGGAAAAGGCCCUAGAUAACCAAAAAUCCUCUGAAGACGACGCCUCAUCCCUCUGCUCCAACGAAUCGAAACUUCUGAAAUUCCCAACGACACCAAUCAAAGAAGAGGAAGGACUCUUCUCAUGCGAUCAAUGCGACAAGGUGUUCGGGAAGCAAAGUUCGUUGGCUCGACACAAAUAUGAGCAUUCGGGUCAACGUCCUUACAAAUGCGACAUCUGUGAAAAAGCGUUCAAACACAAGCACCAUCUCACCGAACACAAACGCCUCCACUCCGGAGAGAAACCAUUCCAAUGCGACAAAUGUCUGAAGCGAUUCUCGCAUUCCGGAAGUUACAGUCAACACAUGAACCACCGCUACUCGUACUGCAAACCAUACAGGGAGCAGCCUGGAGCCACCUCACCAUCAGACCCUUCGGAUGCCCUGAACGGAAGUCUGACAGUGAGCCCGUCCUCGUCGAAUACACCACCUCCAAAUUGA
Caenorhabditis remanei is the source of this 1833-nucleotide messenger RNA. RefSeq lists its product as uncharacterized. The coding region runs from base 1 to 1833 and encodes 610 amino acids. Gene Ontology annotation, biological process: anatomical structure development; regulation of transcription by RNA polymerase II. NCBI's taxonomy places the organism in Eukaryota, Metazoa, Nematoda, Chromadorea, Rhabditida, Rhabditidae. The transcript is spliced from 7 exons. The record is from RefSeq and is a predicted model, not a curated record. Gene Ontology annotation, molecular function: RNA polymerase II cis-regulatory region sequence-specific DNA binding; DNA-binding transcription factor activity, RNA polymerase II-specific.